Molecule: messenger RNA, 1794 nt
Organism: Symbiodinium necroappetens
Lineage: Eukaryota; Dinophyceae; Suessiales; Symbiodiniaceae
Source: the annotation of a GenBank genome assembly
GUUAUGGAAGCAGAUGGGAGAUAUGGAGGACAGGGGCGUGGAGGAUUUGGCUUCGGCGGAGCUGGCAUGGGCGGAGGCCCAGGCUACGGGCCUGGAGCGGGAUACGGUCCAGGUGAUGGUGCGGGAUGUGGUCGUGGUGGUUGUGGGCCAGGAGGAUACGGACCUGGCAGCUACGGACCUGGUGGAGGCUGUGGGCCUGACGGCUGGGGAUCUGGUGGCUAUGCACCAGGAGGAUGUGGGCCUGGCGCCUACGGACCCUGUGGUGGUUGCGGACCUGGUGGUGGCGGGCCUGGUGGUUGCGGACCCGGCGGUUGCGGACCCGGCGGUUGCGGACCCGGCGGUUGCGGACCUGGUGGUUGUGGGCCCGGCGGUUGUGGACCUGGUGGUUGCGGUGGACCUGGUGGUUACGGUGGGCCUGGUGCUUGCGGUGGGCCUGGUCCAGGUGGUUACGGUGGGCCUGGUGGUUGUGGACCUGGUGGUUGCGGUGGGCCUGGUGGUUGUGGACCUGGUGGUUGCGGUGGGCCUGGUGGUUGUGGACCUGGUGGUUGCGGGCCAGGUGGGUACGGGCCGGAGGGAGGUGUUAACUUCGCUUUUACAGGCGGUGCUGUUGAUGUUGGCUCAUCCACUGGAAGAUAUCCAUACUACGGUGAUGAAGGCGCCUCACGCUUUGGUGGCGGUGGAAGCUUCGGUGGAGGAGGCUUUGGCGGAGGAAGCUUUGGCGGAGGUCCUUGUGGGCUGUCUGGAGGACCUGGUGGGUUCGGAGGUGGCGGAAUGGGCGGCAUGGGCGGCUAUGGCCCGGGCAGAGCAGGGCCUCGAGGCUUGGGGGCGGCCGGAAGAGGCAAUUUGCCGGUGAAAGUGAUCACCCGGGAGGUCCCAAAAGUAGAAGUCAAGCAGGUGGAAAGGGUCAUGGAGGUUCCCAACAUAGAGUACGAGGACCGUCUGGUGGAAGUUCGAGAGGUCCGUGAGGUGGUUCGACGUGUCCCGCGCAUAGAAGUUCGAGAAAUCCCCAUUGAGAGGGUAAUUCAGGUACCCAAGAAAAUUGUUCAGGAGGUGGAGACGCCUGUGUAUCGUCCAGUGCCACAUCUGGUCAAGCAACAGGUGGAAAGGGAAAUUCCCAUACCAAAGCCAUAUACACAGACACUGGAGGUCGUGAAGCAGGUGUCAGUUCCAACCAACGAAUCUGGUGCUGUUCUGGCGCAGUCUUCGGUGGCACCACAGACAGCACAAGUUGCAUCAGUGCCACCCGCAGUGGUGCACGCACCCAGCGUGAGCAGAACGUAUGCGCUACCUGCCGUCCCCAGCACAGGAUCUGCUUGCAUGAGUACUCCUACGGACAAGACACCCGUGGCGACGGUGGCGCCUUCUAUGCCUUAUGCCGGGCAGAUGCAGACCUUGCCAGCCCAGGUGCCUCCAAGUGCGGUUGGCGCUGCGACACCUCCCGCAAUGUAUCCUGCUUCGGCACUGGCAACUUCCAGUACGGCCGGUCGCAGCAUGUGUGCGUCGGUGGGCUCCAUGGCACCCGGCACCGUGCAGACAGGCAUCGUCGCGCCUGCCGUCGCUUCGAUGGCACCGCCCGCGCUGCCAUCGCAGCCGAUUCAGACAUACACUCAGGGAAGCAUCGCCUACCCGGCAUACCCGUCGGUGAUGGUCGCAUCGGCUGGCGGAGCUAGUGCAGCUGGCGCCGCGACUCCGCCCAUGGCACCCAGCUCUGCGGUUCUCCAGGGGACAGGCAACCUUUCACAGGCUGCGAAUCCCUUUGCUACCGUGCAAGGAGGCCUCGUGCCACAAGCACAG